Messenger RNA from Ochotona curzoniae (black-lipped pika), 766 nucleotides. It is a transcript of the gene CST3, whose product is annotated as cystatin C. Gene Ontology annotation, molecular function: cysteine-type endopeptidase inhibitor activity. The coding region runs from base 94 to 528 and encodes 144 amino acids. Lineage: Eukaryota; Metazoa; Chordata; Mammalia; Lagomorpha; Ochotonidae. The transcript has 3 exons. The record is from RefSeq and is a predicted model, not a curated record.
CAUCGCAUAAAAACACUGUCGCCUCGGUCCUGCCAACUGUCGUGCCGGAGGCAGCUUCAGCUCUCCUGCCGUAGGUGCGUGUCCGAUCGAAGCAUGGCGAGAUCUUUGAGCGUCCCUCUGCUCCUGCUGGGCGCCCUGGCCGUGAGCCUGGUCGUGAGCCCCGCAGCCGGUGCCAGACAAGCGCCGCGCCGGCUGGGUGGCGUGGAGGACGUGGACGUGAACGAGGAGGGCGUGCAGCGCGCCGUGGGCUUCGCGAUCAGCGAGUACAACAAGGGGAGCAACGACGCAUACCACAGCCGCGCGGUGCAGGUUGUGCGCGCCCGCAGGCAGAUCGUUGCUGGCGUGAAAUACUACUUGGAUGUAGAGCUAGGCCGAACCACGUGCACCAAAUCGCAGCCGAACUUGGCCGACUGUCCCUUCCACGAGCAGCCUGAGAUGCAGAGGAGACUGCUGUGCUCCUUUGAGAUCUACAGUGUGCCCUGGCUGAACAAGAUCUCCAUGUUGAAUUCCCGCUGCCAGAAUGCCUAGGGGAUCUGCGGCAGCCCUGACCUCGCCUGCUGCCCCAUCCAGUGCCCACCCUUGUUCCCAGUGCCCACCCCGUCAUCCACAGGCGCCCCUGGCCCCGCUGGCAGGCUGGACAAGGCAGGUUUUGAAGAGCUGAGUGGCUCCACCCUUGUUCUCAUCUUUCCUUGCUUACCAAGUGCGUUGCCAUGUGGUGCAUGUGUGCUGCCUCAACUGCACUGAAUAAAAAACAGCAUCAGCUCUU